Rotaria sordida is the source of this 1468-nucleotide messenger RNA. NCBI's taxonomy places the organism in Eukaryota, Metazoa, Rotifera, Eurotatoria, Philodinida, Philodinidae. The record is from the annotation of a GenBank genome assembly.
AUGAAACAAGAUAAAUAUCUUAAUAUGAUGUGCGAAUAUACGUACAUAAAUAAUCCAAAAAAUGAAAAAUCUAUUUGUCGUUUUAAAUAUGGAAUUUUUAAAAAUUUUAUUCAAACAAGAAGUGGAAAAAUGACUUCAUCAGGAGAAGGUUGGACAUGGUUAUGUUAUUAUUAUCCAUCGGGUGCUGAAGAUCCAAUAGAUGAUACAAUGAUUAAUAGAGCUAUUGAAGAUUUGGAAAAAGCAAAUUUAUCUAAAUUUCGUAUUUUACCAGAAUUGCAAUUUUUGAAUUUAACGGAAUUCUUAGAUAAUUCUUCACUGUCAUUAAAUAAAACGAAUCAAGAUUCAUUAAUACCUAUAUUUAUUCUUCUAUUGAUACUAAUUAUUGUUGGUGGUGGAAUAUUUUAUAUGUAUAAAAAAAAGUACCAAAUUGUAUUAAAAGAAUCUGAUGAUCCUGUCCUUGCACGAUCAUCUGUAGAAUCACAAAAUUCUAUUAUAUCGAAUGAGAGUUUGUUGAAUGAAAUUGUUUAAAUAAAGACUACUUGUUUUUUUUUUGUUUUUAUAAAUAAAAUAAAAAAAUAUGUAAAAUGAUGAAUAUAAAUAAUUUGAUAUUCGAAAACUGACAUAUUUUUUUUUCAAGAAAAAACCGCAAAUCUGUUUGAUUUAUAUGUUCAUUGAAAAAAUCAAUUUUACUGACAGAUAUUUUUCAAUAUCAUUCAACUAUAUUUCAGUCUUAUGAGUAUAUGGGAUUGUACAUGAAAUUUACUUUAUUCACAAAAUUUUGCUACUUGAAUGAAAGUGACUAUAUUAUAGUCAAGCCAUAUUUCACAUUGUUGACAGUAACCUUAAAUAAUUCGUUAACUACUAAGUCUUUGAUAAUAAAAUUAUAUCCAAUGAUAAGAACAUUUCUAUGUGAAAUAUUAAAUUCGUUAGACAAAAUAUUCGAAUUGACUUAUUCUUUUCUCGUAACUUGAUAGCGCGAAAGUUUUGAUACAAAAUAUUCACGUAUUUUUUUUGGACAGCUGGGUUAGAUCUAGAAGUAGUUAAUGACAGUCAGAAUUUUUCUCUCUUUGUGAAUAUGUGUUUAGAGUUUUCUUCUGACACAAGAUUGAACAACUAUCAUGAGAUUGUUUCAAAAUGUUUAAAAUAGUACUUGUACAGAAUAUUAUUUUAGUUAAUUUUAUAUUUCGAUUAAAACCUAUCAAAUUCAAAAGCAAAACAGUUAUUUUUAUGACUCAGUUUUGUAUCUACAAAAUGUGGUAUGUACUUUUGUAUGACAAAUUUUACAACUUGUGUAUUUUUAAAAGUAAUUCUUUUUUAUCAAUGCCAAUUUCCAUAGAAACUAGCUCUUUAGUGGAAAUGGAUAGAUAAGAUUUCACUUGUUGUAAUAUUUCAUUUUAUACAGAAUUCAACGCUCUAAAACAAUGUUGAGUCGAAGCUGUUCCGAGGCCUAAGACUAAGUUUUGCACAA